GAUGUGUCUGUUAUCGCUGUCCUCACAGGGCCAGUGUUUGUUUGACCAGGGAUUGUACCUGGACGCCCUGGAGUCUUUCGCCAAGGCUUCUGAGCUGAUACCGGACAACAGGUCUUAUCACAUGAGGAGUCUGGCCUGCCUGGCGGCUCUGGGCCAGCACGGAGACUGCCUGCGACUGGCGAGCAGCUGGCUGGAGACGGAUGCCAGCAACCCCGACCUCUUCGUCCUGAGGGCCAGACUGCACAGGCACUUCAGCCAGGCGACCCUGUGCUACCGCGACGUCAAGGCCGCCCUGGCGGUGGCGCCGGAGUUCCAGGAGGCCCGGCGCCUGCUGUCGGAGCUGCGGGGGGUGGCGGAGGGGGCCCGGGAGCGUGCCGUGUCCCGGGCAGUGGGGGGGCAGCUCCGGGAGGCCCUGCAGAAGAUCAACACAGCCGUGGAGCACGACCCAGAGCAGAGCCACUACUACCUCUUCAGGGCGACGCUGCACCGGAGACUACGGGACUUCAACGCCGCCAUCGACGACCUGAUCGAGGUGCUGGGGCGCGGCGGGGGGGAGCAGGCCGAGGCCCGCAGGCAGCUGGCGCUGACCUACAACGACUUCGCCGUCCACUGCUUCUCCCGGCGCUUCUACCAGGAGGCCGAGCUGCUGCUGAGCAAGGCCAUCGAGGAGGAGAAACGGGAGAAGGGCCUGUACAUCAACCGAGGGGACUGCUUCUUCAAGCAGGGGGAGUGGACGUUUGCCUUGGCGGACUACCAGCAGGCUGAGGAGAUGGACCCAGAGGACCGGGCUGUGUGGAACCGCCUGGCCCUGGUGCACAACUCGCUGGGACUGCUGGAGUACCAGGACAGGCAAGCCGACCCCCCCCCCCCUUCAGACAGUGGGGAUAAGACAGAGGCAGAUCUCUUGCUUCCAGAGAUGGGGUUUUCUGUCCUGAUCCUGAAGAGCUCCGGGCCAGCACUCUCCCUGCCUGUGUGUCUCAUGGAGAGCAAGCUGGGGUCUGCGAAAAGACACAUGCAAGAAAUUGAACUUGUAAACUUGUGUAUGGCCGAGCAAGUGAUCUUAAUCUUAAUGCGCCAUGCUGGUCUAAAGAACGAACGGUCCUCUUGCUUCUCUCGCUUUCCCCACAGCCUGGAAAGGAACCCGCCAAAGUCUUCUCCGGAGGCCGAGCCGGGGGAGGAGUCUGAGGACAGCGGGAGCGCGGUCCGGCCCUGUGUGGCGCAGAAGGACCUGUACCAGGAAAUUGUCGCCAGCACUAGAAAGGCGAACACCGCGGUGAAGGGGGCACUGCGCCACCGGGCCACCCUCCGACACGCGGGGCCCCGCUUGUCCCCCCCGGCCCCGGCGCACCCCGAGAAGCCCCCGGCUGGCGAGGAGGGGCGGCCCUACCGCUGGAGGAAGUUCAGCGAAGGCGUGGGCCCCACGUUCUGCUAGGGGCCCCAGGAAAGCGGCACCAUCCCACCCCCACCCCCGCAGACUUGCCAAUAAAAGACCACUUUGCUUCGCGGCCCCAGGUGGUUAUUUUUGAACCCAAGAUGCCACAAGGCAAUGAGCUGCUCGCCGUGGUUCACCAUCGUGAUUGCAUGGGAUCAAGGACUCCCAGAUGGCCUGUUGCGUUAGUGCUGGAUUUACAGCCGGUGUUUUCUCAGCGCUGAAAACACAGACAAGUGCUGCCUUUUCCUUGGUUGUGUGUUCACUGCAUGCUCCCCGGGAACUGCUCUGUAUUAAUAAUUGCUUACACUUAUAUAGCGCUUUUCUGGACACUCCACUCAAAGCGCUUUACAGG
Molecule: messenger RNA, 1784 nt
Organism: Lepisosteus oculatus (spotted gar)
Lineage: Eukaryota; Metazoa; Chordata; Actinopteri; Semionotiformes; Lepisosteidae
Source: RefSeq, a predicted model, not a curated record